Messenger RNA from Mytilus trossulus (common blue mussel), 1464 nucleotides. RefSeq lists its product as uncharacterized. The transcript is spliced from 3 exons. The coding region runs from base 109 to 1398 and encodes 429 amino acids. The record is from RefSeq and is a predicted model, not a curated record. NCBI's taxonomy places the organism in Eukaryota, Metazoa, Mollusca, Bivalvia, Mytilida, Mytilidae.
UAUACGAACCGGGUGUUGUAAUAAAUACUAAGGAAUUGACAAAUUGCAUGUACAAAUGUUCUGAAGUUAUCACAGUUGAAACACGUCAGAACACCAUAGUUUGUUAAGAUGGAGGACGUUCCCGGAGAAAUAUUUGAUGUUUCUGAAACAUAUUGCCAUUGCAAAUCAGAUUUGGUAGUCGAUUUUAUAAUAGAAUGUGAGGGUCCAAACUGUAAAAUCAAGUUUUACCAUAAACGAUGCGUUGGAUUGAAUGUUUCAGCAGACGACGAACCAUCGGAUUGGGUGUGUUAUGAGUGUCUUGGACAAGAAACUCCAAUUUUGAUACCGGAACAAGAAGAGAAAUCUUCCAAACCAAUGAAAACAACGUCUGGUAUAACUGCUAGAGAAUAUGCAUUCACAUUUGAGAAAGCUACAGAAAAUGCCAAGAAACUAGUGUUGGAUACUUUUCGAAAGCUGAAAUCAGAGGGGUUGUGUAAACUUAACGUUAAACUGGACGAUGCGAUGACCUUAACAAUAAGAAAAUUGAGGCACAGUAAUGCAGCAAAUGGAAACUGUGAAAAGUUAAUUCAGCUCCUUUGGCCCUCUAUUAUACAAGCAGACGAUAGCAACCUGUUGAUCUCAACAAAACUUGAAAGGAAGUUUGGAUCAUUCCAUCAACUCAGAUUGUCUAACGAUAUACAAUUGACAUUUGAAAGUCUUAUGGCCAACUUAGAAAUUAAGAAUUGUCCAACACAGAUUUGCAGAUUUCUGGUGCAAAUGCUUAUUCAAAAAUUGUUUCAAGAACUUUUGAAGAGACGGUACGACGUCUCUACAGCGUUAGGAGAAACUACAACUCCGGUGUAUACCCUUACUUCAACUGAAAGACAAGCCUUACGAUUUACAGCAGGAUAUAUAUGUAGCAAGUUAUCGCAAAGUUUCGCAAAACAUAAUACAAAUCCUAUGAAUAAACUGUGUUCGAACAUUCUUAAAAACUUCAGGGUUUCUGAAACUGAAGUCGACACUCAGAAUGUACUCUCCUAUACAAAAGACUGGCUUAACAUUAUUAGUAGGGGUGAAUAUUUCUCUGUUAGUGAUCCUGUCUACAUAUUGUUUAGAGAAAUGGAAACGAUUGUUCGGUCGAAUUUAGAUGAAUCUUCGAGUCUGCUUGUGACAAAAGACCAGCUCCACCAGAAGAUUACGGAUAGUCAGUCCGUUAACUAUCCUUAUAUGGAAUUGGUGAAGAACAAGGAUGACGAAGAUGAUGAGAGUGAUGCCGUUGAAGUAUAUCUCCUAAAUAAAUUGAUCAAAUGUUGGAUGAAUAUUAGAAUGAACGCAUUUAAACAUGUAUGCAAGUACAUACAGAAAAAGCAGGAGAAUUCAGUAUCACCAGCAUCACAGAAAAGGAUGAAAAGAGAUUAAGACCAGAAAAUUUUAACAAUCACAAAAUAAAACGUGUACAGUUGUAUUGGUAUAAUCAUGAUUGAA